Molecule: messenger RNA, 777 nt
Organism: Cryptococcus wingfieldii CBS 7118
Lineage: Eukaryota; Fungi; Basidiomycota; Tremellomycetes; Tremellales; Cryptococcaceae
Exons: 2
Coding region: 1-777 (258 amino acids)
Biological process (GO): microtubule cytoskeleton organization; microtubule-based movement
Cellular component (GO): cytoplasmic dynein complex; centrosome
Molecular function (GO): dynein heavy chain binding
Source: RefSeq, a predicted model, not a curated record
AUGGAUCAUGCUGCCGAGCAUGUGGGAGUGAAAGGUAGACACGGGGAAGAAAAGACAGAUCGAGCACAGCAGGCACUGAGAACUAUGGCGCCGCUCUGCUCUACACUGCCCCUACCCAGCCUACGACAUGCUCUCCUGAAGAGCUAUCUCCUCCACAGACUGUAUACCGUCCCGCCUCCGCUGAAUCCGCCACCAACCUCCCCAAACACCGUAUCGGCACCCGCCAUCGUCGGCUCUACCAGAUUCCCCUUCAACCACCGAGCCGACGUGCUUGACAGAGAUGCUGUCAUGGUAUCCAGCGGAUGGGAUAGUUGGGGCAAUAUCAAUGUUUUGAGAGAUGGUUUCGACCCCGCGCUGGUGGAGAAGGGUUGGAAAGUCAGCUUGAGCAGGUAUAUUGCCCAGUCUCAUCUCGAAGAGUUCUGGCAGGCGUUUCUCCCCUCCUUCGCGUUUCCUCCCCCGCAAUCUCCUGCCAACUUUGCGACAGUCACCGAGCCCUCCCAAAACUUCCUCUCCAGCCAACUCGACCUCCUCACGAAAAACCCCGACCGAGAACCCCGCCGAUCUUUCCGCCACGCCCCUUCCGCCGCCUCAUCCUCCAACGUUCCCUCUGCUACCAACCCCGGCGCGGGUGGGUUCAACAAUGCCGCCGUCGGGCCUAUGGGCGGUGCUGCCGAGCGUUUGAGCUUGCCCGGUGUUGAGAAGGUCAUGCAGGAGAUGGAAGGUCGGAUUGGGGAGGGAGGGAGAGCCGAAGGACAAGUUUGCGAGGCUAGGGAGUAA